AGGCCUGGCGCAGCACCUGACCCGCGUGGCGCUGCUGGGGAACCCGCUGCGCACGCUGCGACCGGAGCUGCUCCGUGGCGGUGCAGAGGCCUUGAAGAAGUUCCUGCGGACACGGCUGGAGCCAGACUUGGCCCCCGCAAGCGCCUCCACUGCUUCCAGCGCCUUCCUCGUGGAGCUGCGCUCGGCGCAGGGCACGGGGCAGCUGACCUUGGCGGAACGGCAGCUCACGGCGCUGCCGCCGUUGCCCAGGAGUUUGAAGCUGUUGGACGUCUCCUCCAACCACUUAACCAGCGGAACAUUGAUGUCGUCCCUGCGCGAGGUGGACGUCUUGCAGUGCCUGCGGGCCAAGAAGAAUCGGCUCGGGGGCACCGGGGGUGACACGCAGCUGGUGCCCAUGCUGGUCUCCCUGCAGGGUUUGCAAGAGUUGGAUCUAAGCCAUAAUGGGCUGAGUCACUUGGGCGCCUGGCAAGGAGUGUCCGCACCCAGCUUGACCUUCCUGGACCUCUCGAGUAAUGGACUCACCGAGAUCUCCGGGCUCUGCGACCUGCUGGAUGCAUGCCCCAAAUUGCAGGAGCUUCGCCUGCGUCAGUGCAGCCUGAGUUCCAUCGACAUUUUGACGGCUCUGCGAAAGAGUCACCGCCUGCAGACAUUGGAUUUGGAGGAAAAUCGCCUCAGUUCCCUCCCUGCAGAGCUGCUGCGAGCGCUGCCCAGCUUGAAGACCCUGCUGCUGGCGAACAACGACCUGAGGUCGAGCUUGCCCUCAGAAUUUGGCCAUUGGGAAAGUUUGCAGGUGGUGACCCUCACGGGGAACCCCUUGAAGGCGCUCCGCCAAUCCCUCCUGGCCAAGGGCUGGGCCGCGGUGGCCAUGCACCUGCGGAACUUCGGAAAUGUCGAGGUCCCACCACCGGCUCCAGACAGUGCGGUUGAAAGGCAGCCCAGGCCUUUAUCGACAGGUCAAGCGGCUCACGCACCAAGAGCGGCGCACGUGGCGUCGCAGGUGGAGAAACUCCACGAAGGCG
Molecule: messenger RNA, 1019 nt
Organism: Cladocopium goreaui
Lineage: Eukaryota; Dinophyceae; Suessiales; Symbiodiniaceae
Source: the annotation of a GenBank genome assembly